GCAGCGGGAACCGCCUCCCAGCCAGGGCGUGGAUCGAGCCCCCGGCGGAAGUGGCGCGGCGGCGGCGGCGGCCCGCGGCCUGGGCCAGGUGUGGUUCAAGCAAUUAUGGAUAAAAGGGGGGUGUUGACAGAAGCCGUGAAUGGUGAUACAUUGCUUGACAUUAACAGACUCAGUGCAAUGAAAUUCCCUCAUCGCUACACAAAAGAAGAACUCCUGGACAUUAAAGAGCGUCCCCACUCAAAACAGAGACCAUCAUGUCUGUCCGAAAAAUAUGACAGUGAUGGAGUUUGGGACCCAGAAAAAUGGCAUGCAUCACUCUAUCCAAAUUCUGGAAGGACUUCACCGGUGGAAGUGCUCAAGAAGGACUUGGACUCAGAUCGGACUUCCCUCAUGCGCAGGAUAGUAGAUCCUAAGGAACGGGUAAAAGAAGAUGACUUGGAUGUGGUGCUAAGUCCACAGAGACGAAGCUUUGGAGGGGGCUGCCAUGUCACUGCCGCUGUAGGUGCCCGUCGAGCAGGGAGCCCACUAGAGAAAGAAAAUGACUGUGUCCGUGUCAUUGGUGGACGUAGGAUUGGCAGUGGGAGAAUAAUCUCUGCACGUAACUUCGAUAAAGACCACCGAGGUGGUGAAAAGGAUUCACGGGACUCGAGAGAUGGAAGGGACAGAGACCGUGACAGGGAGUACAAAGACAAGCGUUUCAGGAGAGAAUAUGGGGACAGCAAGCGUGUCUUUGGAGAACGUCGAAGGAAUGACUCCUAUACAGAGGAGGAGCCGGAAUGGUUCUCUGCAGGCCCCACAAGUCAAUCGGAAACCAUUGAACUUAUUGGAUUUGAUGAUAAAAUACUAGAGGAAGAACAUAAAGGACGAAAGCGAACAAGGCGGCGCACAACCUCUCUGAAGGAAGGAAUAGAAUGCAAUGGUGGAGUAGCAGAAGAAGAGCUACAGACUGUUCUUGGCCAGGAGACAUCAGCAGAUCAAGAAGUCCCAAGGGAAAUGGCACUUCCAGAACCAGCUCCAGGAGAGUUUGAUUUCAAUGAGUUCUUCAACCUGGAUAAGAGUGUUCCAGGUUUGGCUUCGAUGAUAGAAGAUGUGCUUGGGGAAGGCACUGUGUCAGCCAGCAGGUUCAGCCGCUGGUUUUCUAAUCCUAGCCGGUCUGGAAGCCGCUCGAGUAGUCUUAGAUCUACACCCCACGAAGAGUUGGAAAGAUUAGCAGGUCUAGAGCAAGGCAUUCUAUCCCCUGGUCAGCAUUCUGGAAACUACUUUGCUCCCAUUCCUUUGGAAGAUCAUUCUGAAAACAAAGUGGACAUCCUAGAGAUGCUACAGAAAGCCAAAGUGGACUUAAAACCCCUCCUCUCAAGUCUCUCAGCCAACAAGGAGAAGCUUAGAGAGAGCACACAUUCAGGAGUUGUACUUUCAGUGGAAGAAGUAGAAGCUGGGCUGAAAGGCCUGAAAGUGGACCAGGAAGGGAAAACGGCUGCCCCCUUAAUGGCAGAGCAGAUGGAAGAGUCCCUAAACAUGGCUGACUCCCGGCACCUUAAGGAUGGUGAUAUGUCUGCCUUCAACAAACUAGUCAGUACUAUGAAGGCAAGUGGGACUCUACCUUCACAACCAAAAGUCAAUCAAACCCUUGAAAGCCACUUGAUACCGCCUCCUGAGGUGCCAGGCCAGUCGGCCACAAAGAAUAUCUUGCAGGAGAUCCUUGGGCCGCCCACUGGCAGACCUCCAUCUAAUGUCCUCAGCACCUUGAUGAGUGGCUUGGAACCUGUGUCAUCCCUCCUUGGCCAAAGAGCACCCUCUCCACCACAGCCUCCCAUCUCUCAGAUGUUUCCUACUCGGGCUGCUUCUGCUGAUUACCUGAGACAUCACAUUCCCUCCCCAGUUGGCUUUGGACCAGGUUCUCAGCAGUUGCUUGGUGAUCCAUUUCAGGGGAUGCGGAAGUCCAUGAGCCCAGCUGCUGCACAGAUGAGUCCUCUUGAGUUCCAGCAAGCUGCACUAGAAGGACUCUCUCUAUCACAUGACUUAACCAUGCAAGUGUCAAAUUUCUACCAGUCAGGUUUUGGCAAACUACAAAUGGACAAAAACAGAGAUGGCUUCAGGAACAGGCAACAGCGCAUGACUAAAUCGCCUGCACCCCUGGGCCACAGAGGAAAUGCCUCUUCUCCUCCAGCCCCUGCUGCUUCUGUCACUAGCAUGCUGUCUCCUUCCUUUACUCCUACCUCAGUGAUACGCAAGAUGUAUGAAAGCAAAGACAAAAGUAAAGAUGAUCCAAAUCCUGCAAAGCUGAAAUCCAGUGAGAGAGAUGAAGGUCUGAGAACAAAUGAAGAGAGCCUGCUGCCAUCUAGGUCCAUAGAGCACGUAGAUCAAGAGAAUUCACCCUCUGUAGGUACCAAAUUAUCAUCACUGCAACGUUCUGCAUGUUCAACACCACUUUCUCAAACAAAUCGUUGCACCAAAGAGCAAGACUACAGGCCGAAGUCCACUGGGAGAAAGACCCCUACUAUGGCUUCCCCAGUUCCAGGGACUACUUUUCUCCGCCCUGUCCACCAGGUCCCCCUGGUUCCUCAUGUACCAAUGGUACGGCCCGCUCAUCAGCUGCCCCCAGGAUUAGUCCAGAGGAUGCUUGCACAAGGUAUUCAUCCACAGCAUCUUCCGUCACUAUUGCAAGCAGGUAUGAUUCCUUCUGGGGUAGACCUGGCUCAUUUACAGGGAGUAUCUGCUCCCAUCCUUGGUCAGCCUUGCUACCAACUACCAACAGCUAGCCAUCCUCUCUUGAACCCUCGUUCUGGGACAUCUUUGCAGCUGGCAAUGAUGCAACAACAGCUACAGAGAUCAGGCUCAAGCGCACAGGGAUCUGCUGUCGGUGUACAAACUGCUGCUCCGAACGUGCCACCUCGGGCUGGACUGCCUCAUGUGCACCCGCAGCUUGACCGUCGUGCUGGCCAGCGAAGCGGCUCCCCUGUCGGCCUUGCAAAAUGGUUUGGCUCCGACGUCUUACAGCAGCCUCUCCCUUCCAUGCCGUCUAAAGUAAUCAGUGUAGAUGAGCUGGAGUAUCGGCAGUGAGAUUGGGAAGCAGGUGCCUGUGCAGUUCCUGACUAGACACGGAUGUCCUCGGGCAGCUGCCUUCGAUGUGCUUCACUGGUAUUUGUUUUGGGGCGCUUUGGUUUUAGCACUUUGUGCAAAAUUCUUUUUUGAAUGACUAAAAGCACGUGGCACCUGUCCCAGCUUCCUCAUCUACAUCAAGAUGAAAGAAUCUAUUAUAGACUGAACAGUGAACCCUGAAGAAACUCGGAUGCAAGCUGGUAUCAAUUUAAUUCUGGAAGCAUCUACCUUUUUUGUUUCGCUUUUUUGUAAAAUAUGUGGAUGAAGUGCUGAUGUCCUCUUGGGGUAGAGGAAGCAGCUGAGGGUUCACCACAGGAAAUUAUAUGUAUAGACCCUUGUGUACAGACCAAUGUAUAAACAUCUUUUUUUGUAUAUAUCCACAGGACAGCUUUUUUGAACCUAUACAGCUGUACAUAAGAGUAGCUAGUAAAAAGUUAAGCUUUAGUUUGUGUGCCUCUGGUUUGGAUCUUUUCACUGUACAUGUGGGACUUGUUUAAGAUUAAAGGUGCCGCAGACGUCAAGUGUGAGUGAACAGGGUGAAGUUGCUUUGCCUCUUGCCGUUUCCAAGUCCUUCUUCAUUGCUUCCUCUGUCAUAUGUAAUGUGACAGCUGAAGUGGAAAAAGAGCCACUGUGUACAUCUUGCCCUUCUCCAAGCAAAGUGGAAUGUAUGAGCUUCAUUGAAGUUGGAAUCGUCAGUAUUUGAGCAUGUGGAAAGUGGGCUGCUGUACACUGUUCUUGAUAACUAUCUACCUUAGACAAAUUUAGGUACAACAGUCCUUACACCGGAUUGUUCUUGCUGCAGUGUAGUGCAUCUUUAAAAUUGCCUUCCACUAGCAAAGGUCAGACAGAGCUUCUCCCAAUGGCCCACCAUCACUGGUUCUUCAUUACCAGUAGCUAUAGAAACCUCCCCACCUGCCCCAGCUGUGAAAUGAUGGCCUGAAACCACAUGAUUAUGCUCUGUCUUCAGCCCAAAACCAAACACAAUGGUGAACUUUUGCAGCUUGACAGAAUGCUGUGGCUAGAUGACCCAGAAUAGUGUUGAGAAAUAAGGUGGCUGGAAUAUAUAUAUAUGGCCAUCAAUGACAGAACACUUGACUAUUUUGUAAAAAAAGAAAAAAGCGAACUAGUUGAGUACAACUUGUGGUCACAGUCUCUUCCCUGUAAGAUUGUUUCAUAACUUUUUUAAAAUGGCAAUUUCCCCAAAACUCAUUCUGUAAAUAAAGUCAAUUCUAUGAGC
This is a messenger RNA of Elgaria multicarinata webbii, 4336 nucleotides long. RefSeq names its product eukaryotic translation initiation factor 4E nuclear import factor 1 (gene EIF4ENIF1). The record is from RefSeq and is a predicted model, not a curated record. Gene Ontology annotation, molecular function: mRNA binding. Gene Ontology annotation, biological process: negative regulation of translation. Gene Ontology annotation, cellular component: nucleus; cytoplasm. Lineage: Eukaryota; Metazoa; Chordata; Lepidosauria; Squamata; Anguidae. Bases 106 to 3060 code for a protein of 984 amino acids. The transcript is spliced from 19 exons.